UUUCACCACCGCGGUGCUUGUUAUUUGUAAACAAAGACUUCCCCCAAAAAGGCACCCAAAACCACGCACGAACGCACGCACGCAGCAAUGGAAACUCCUGUGUAUAAAUUCGAACCACACGAUUACGAUACGGUUUACGAACCAGCGGAAGAUACGUUCCUCCUGCUAGACGCACUAGAAGCCGAGCUCGACACGAUAAAAGCACGCCAACCCUCCCUGUGCGUAGAGAUCGGUCCCGGCAGCGGUGUGGUUAUUGUCGCACUGAGCAAACAUCUUCCCGCCGGGCAGACGCACUGCAUCGGGUUCGACCUAAAUCCGAACGCAUGUCGAAUGACCCAAAAAACUGCCCAUUUAAACGGCUCCCGGGUGGAUGUUGUAAAUAUGGACUUACUUGCUGGACUACGGCCGACGAGUGUCGAUUUACUCGUGUUCAAUCCACCGUACGUGCCGACGCAACCAGUCGCAACUACCGCACAUGCAACAGCCUCGCUGGAAGAACACAUCGAUGAGUUUCGCUCUUCGGUGGACGUUGGUCAAACGUUGGUUCACGCCUGGGCCGGCGGUGCUGAUGGGAGAGUCGUAACGGACCGGGUGCUGGCCGACCUGCCGAGGGUUCUCUCACCCACCGGGCUGUUUUACCUGUUGCUGCUGAAGGAGAACAAACCGGAGGAAGUGUUAGAGCAAAUUAGGGGAAUGAAUUUACAGGGUAGCAUAAUUAAGGAGCGAAGGAUACGGGGGGAACAUCUUUAUGUGGUGAGGAUCGAACGAUCGGAGAGGAAAUGAUACGGAAAGGAUGAAAGUUAUAAACACUGUGAUAAGAGAAAAUGAAGGUUUCUCCAAGCAAAGAUGCUUUAGUAGAAAGCAAAUAAAUGAACCCCUUUCUAUCACUCAUA
Anopheles gambiae (African malaria mosquito) is the source of this 893-nucleotide messenger RNA. RefSeq names its product methyltransferase N6AMT1 (gene HemK2). Gene Ontology annotation, biological process: methylation. Gene Ontology annotation, cellular component: eRF1 methyltransferase complex. The transcript has a single exon. The record is from RefSeq and is a predicted model, not a curated record. Bases 88 to 783 code for a protein of 231 amino acids. Gene Ontology annotation, molecular function: S-adenosylmethionine-dependent methyltransferase activity; protein methyltransferase activity; nucleic acid binding. NCBI's taxonomy places the organism in Eukaryota, Metazoa, Arthropoda, Insecta, Diptera, Culicidae.